Molecule: messenger RNA, 413 nt
Organism: Brassica oleracea var. oleracea
Lineage: Eukaryota; Viridiplantae; Streptophyta; Magnoliopsida; Brassicales; Brassicaceae
Product: paired amphipathic helix protein Sin3-like 3
Exons: 2
Coding region: 17-271 (84 amino acids)
Biological process (GO): negative regulation of transcription by RNA polymerase II
Cellular component (GO): histone deacetylase complex; chromatin
Molecular function (GO): transcription corepressor activity
Source: RefSeq, a predicted model, not a curated record
CGACCAACUUCAAACCAUGGAUGGAGAGGGAAGUAAACCGAAAGCAAAUAUAGAUGAUGCGUAUGCAUAUCUUAGGACUGUACAGGAUAAAUUUCAUAACGAUCAUGACAAAUAUGACAAAUUUCUUGCUAUUAUGAAUAAUUUUGAAGCUCGGAGGAUUGAUAGGGCUCAUUGCAUACUGGAGGUGAGGGAACUAUUUAAAGGACAUCAAGACUUGAUUUCGGGUUUCAAUAAAUUCUUGCCAGAGUGGUUGGAGAUCUCCCCAACUUAGAUAGAGGGUUUUACUAUCCAUCAUUUUCAUUUCGGAUCUGAACCGACUUCGGUUUAGAUUUAUUCUAAGUCGAAUCUGUUCUUUCUUCAUAAACAAAUCAUGUUUUGGAUUUAACCAUUAAGGCUUAGUAAAAAUAAGGUUC